This is a messenger RNA of Paramecium pentaurelia, 4376 nucleotides long. The record is from the annotation of a GenBank genome assembly. NCBI's taxonomy places the organism in Eukaryota, Ciliophora, Oligohymenophorea, Peniculida, Parameciidae.
AUGAAUGAAAAAUUGUCAAGAUGGCUAAAUUAUUUUAUAGAAUUGUAUUUGAAAAACGAAGAAUAGCAGAUUGUUUUUCCUAGCAUUUUAAUAUUGAUUCUAAGAUUUCAAUAAGCAUUUCAAACCCUGAGCUAUAUUUAUGGAAAGAACGCUCACUCUUAUUUAAGUUUGAUAUCGAUGUUUGCCAGACCAUAAGUGUAUUUGCCAAGCAGUGAUAUAGCAUAGUAUGUAAUAUCAAUUAUUUGCCUAUUUUACCUGCUAAAUAUUGUAUCAACUAUCUCUCAUUUUAAAUACAUAAAAGUAUAUGGAUAACUAUUAAGGAGUGGUUUGCUGAAUUUCUUCUUUGAGUAUUCAACUGGAAUAAUUAAAAUGUUUACACAUAUACUAUUAUUGUUAAUUUCAAUAACUGAAACAUUAAUUCUUUAGGGUACUUUAAAUGCUUAAACUAUAAACUUCCAACAUACUAGAUAUACAAUUUUGGAUUUUAUUAUCCAAAGUUUAAACUACACUAUUAUGAUUUUUUAUUCUUAUGAAUUAUCAAAUUAAUCAAUUAUAUUUUUAGCUUUUGCUAUAAAUUUACUAAGAGCGAUCAAUUAACUAUAUUAUUCUCCUUUAAAAAAUUUAAACACUAAAUGUAUGUUAUUAACUAUUUACAUUUAUAAUCUAUAUUAAGGAUUCAUGUGGAUUUUUUCUAUACAAAGAGAUUUCAUCUCAGAACUUGUAUUGAUACCUUUAAUUUAUAAUGUGUUUUAUUUAACAUAUAUGAAGAUAUUUAAAUAAUGUAUAUUAUUAAAAAAUAAUGGAGUUUGUGAUAUGUUAUCAAUACUGGUUUUUUUGGAUAAUAUUAAAGAAUUAAAAACAAUAAAAAUACAGACACCAAAAAAUUCAAAGGAUAAAAUUAUAUAUUGUUCUUUAUUAAUGAUGCAAGGUCACAAUUAUGAAGCCUUUUGUGAAUUAAUAACAAUUAAUGAUUAAGAAUUGAAUAUUUUAGAAAAGUUUAAAAAAAAAGUGAUUAAGAAAUUAUGUAUAAAUAAAAUAGACAUUAAUAUUUAAGUUUAAUCAGAAAUGUAGCAUAGAUUAUCUAUAACUGUUGCUUCAUUAAUAGCAAGUGAAUAAUAAAAUUCUAUAAUUUAUGAUGAUGUUAUAUAAAUACUAAAAGAAAAGAUACGAAUCCUAUUAUUAUUAGCAUAAAGUUAAACCUCUUAUCAUUACUCUUAAUAUUUCAGUUUCACUUCAAAACUAUUAGAUCUUCAAAAAAGAUUGGAAAUAUAAUAUAGAAACUAUGCAUGUUCUAAAACACAAUGUAUUUUGGGGUUUUUUUAUGUUGAAGUCAUUAAUGAUUAUUUAGCAGCAAAUUCAUUAUUUAGUGUAAUGUCUAUAUCAGAUGAAAAAGUAAGGAGAAUCAAUAUUAAUCAAGAUGUUUUUUCUAAUAAAAUGGUAUUCAUAAUUACUACAUUCAAAGAGAAUUUAAUAAUUAAAAAAUUAUCAAGUGAUGCUCCUAAAUUUUUUAAUAAAUCUAUAGAUUCCUUAUAAGGUUAAAGUGCAAAUAUACUUAUACCACCUGGUAUUUCUGAACAUCAUGAUUAAUUUAUCCUUGAAUUCUUAUCAACAGGAUAAGCUAAAUAUAUGAGAGUCAUAAAUUCUAAUUAUUAUUAUUCAACAGAAUAGAAUUAUAUGACAAAUAUCGAAUUUGCAUUUGAUGUUAAUUUAUAAAACGAUUUCAGUUUUAUAUCCUUUAUUUAACCUGUCAUUAAUUAGCCCAUGUCUUUAAUUAUAAAUAAUGAGCAUAUUAUAACUUGUAUUAGCGAAGGACUCAUCCAAUAUUUAGAAUUAAAAUAUUCAAUUACAAAAUAUCUUGGAAAUAAAAUCUAAGAAAUUUUACCAGAAUUUUAAUCACCAAAUCAGAACUAUUAAAUUAUUGAAAAUGCAGAAGCAAUCUUUUAAAAGAAUAGUGAAGAUGAGGGAUUAUUUUAGUAAAUUUAAGAGUCAUACAUAACAACUUAUAAUAUAUAUCACAAAAAAUACAAAGAAUAAAUAAUUUAUUAUAUAAUUACAUUUGAAUUUUUUAAAAAGAAUUUGGGAUAAAGUUCUAUGAUUUAUUCUAAGAUGAGUCCUAUUAAUUCAUUUAGAAAAGAUUAAUUGAUUUAAUCAUGUUUCAAUUUAAUUAAUUAAGAGAGUUUUGUUAAAAUCCCAUAUAAUGAAUAGAAUAGUUAAUAAAAGAUUUUAAAUUAAUAAGAUGCCCGAAGAUUAUUUUAAAUUGAAGAUAUUUCUGAAUAACCAAUAAUUACUAAUGAAAUUAAAUUAAUUUCUUAAUCAGAGAAUUUUAAUUUAAUUAGUCCAAAUAGUAAAGUUGAAAUGUUAACAUAUGAUUAAGUCAAGGUUUCAAAACAGAAAUUAAAUAAGCAUAAUGUUAGAAUAUCUAUAGCUGAAGAAUAAUCAAGUUAAGAAAGAGUUGUUGCCUAUUAAGAUGAUCGAUCCUCAUAAGUCUCAAGUUUAUUAGGUGUAAGAAAAUCUAAAUUUUAUAAAAAAUAUGAAAUAGUUUAAAAAAUUACAAAUUUAUAAAGUUUUUCCAAAAACCAUCAAAUUUUAAUCACACUAUUUGUAUUUAGCAUACUUAUUUAAUUUGCAGUCUAAAUUUUAGUAAUUAUUAUAUAUAAUUUUAGUAACUAAUUUAAUUAAAUAUAAAUUUAACAAAUUUAGUAUCAGAUAUAGAUUUAAAUAAAAUAUUACGUUUUUUAACCACUUGAAACAUUUUUAUUGACUAGAUACACUAUUGUAAGUUAUAGUUAGUAAAGAGAUUCAAAAGCAAUUACUUUAGCUUAAUUCAAUGAACUCAUUAAAUUUCCAAGAUCUAAUCUUGUACUUGGUUAUGAUUCUUUAGAUUAAAAUCUUAAAUAAGUGAUGAACCGUCCUGAAUUAUAAGAUUUUCUAGAAAAUACGUAUUUGGAUAUCUAUAUUUAUAUUAAAUCUGGUAUUGGUGAAAAAUAUAAUAUUUCAUUGAGGAAUAGUAUAAGUAUUUUAAAGAAUUAUUAAUACACUUCUAAAAUGGCAUAUGUGAUUGAUGGAGUAGCUUAAGCAGAUAGUCCAUAUUCAUAUUAUUAAUACAAAAAUUAUUUGCCUUUAAAGACAUUGUUUUCUGAGUUAAAUCAAAUAGUUUAAGAAUAAACUAUAGAGAGAUCAUAUAAUUUAUAAAGACAAAUUUUAAUAAUCUUAUUUACUUGUAUUUUUCUACUUUUCAUAUUCUAAAUUGAAAUUUUCAUUUAUUAUAUUAGAAUAACUAAGAGAGUAAAUAGACAUUUUUAAUUGUUACACAAUAUUCCUGGUUAAUAUAUAGAUUAUGAAAUUUUAAGGAUUAAAUAUCUUGUUGAAAGAUUAUUUAAAGAUUAGAAUAUUCUUUUUAAAUAUUAAUUUAAUUUGAGUGAAAAAGAAAAAUUAUUAGAAUAAUAUAAUGGUAAAGUAUUGGCUAUAAGAAGAAGCAAUCAAAAAUUAAAUUCUAUCAAUUGUAAUGAAAUUCGAUAUUACUUAUUUAUGAUUUUAAUCAUGCUAAUCAUGGCUGGAAAUUCUCUACUUACCUUUUUAGAAGGAUGGAAUUAUCUGGAUAAAUAUCCUGCCACUGCUAAAUUUUAUAGAGCAGUCUCAGAUGUAGGAACAGAUAUUCCAACUAUGUAUGCAUAAAGGGAUAUUCUCUAUGGAAGAGCUAAUUUAAGAUUAUAUACAGAAUAGGAUUGCUAAGAUUUGUUGAAUGAAGUUAAAUUUGCAGUUAAUAGAACAUCCUCUUUUAUAGAUAGAAGCAUAUAAUUUGAUAAGUAUUAAAAUCAAUUAUUUUUAGAUAUCUAGUGUCAUCUACAUUUGAAGAUUUAUAUUAGUCUAUUUAAACUCAUGAUUUAUGUGAUUUCUUACCUGAUGAUUUGAAAUAAAAGUCUGUAACACUUUGUCCUAUAGUUAUGAAUUAGAAUAUGAAAAUGGGUUUAAAAGCAGUUUUGGUUUAUAUAAUAAAUUUCAUUACUACUGAUAUGGAAAUUAAUUAAUUCAAAAAUAGAACUUCUUAAAACUUUCUUGAAUUAGAAGGUGCCUUUUUAGUUUCUAAUAUUAUAGGAUCUAUCAAUUAGUUAUUUAAUAAAGAUUUAACAUAAUAAACUGAAAAAAUUAUCUCUUAGAUUAAUGUAUUUAUUUUUAUAUUAUAUUUUUAGUUACAUAACAUUUUUAUUUUAUCUGUUCUUUGUUUAUUCAUACUAUUUAUCCUAACUGUAUUUAAGUAAAAGUUAAUUUCAAAAUACUUAAUUGUUUAAAGAUUUGUCUAUAUAUUACCUGUUUAUCAUUUAUUUUUAGACAAUGUUUUUGAAAGGAAUUUAAGACAACUAGUAUAAUAAAAUUGA